Colletotrichum scovillei is the source of this 3849-nucleotide messenger RNA. RefSeq lists its product as uncharacterized. The transcript is spliced from 4 exons. The coding region runs from base 1850 to 2989 and encodes 379 amino acids. NCBI's taxonomy places the organism in Eukaryota, Fungi, Ascomycota, Sordariomycetes, Glomerellales, Glomerellaceae. Gene Ontology annotation, cellular component: plasma membrane. The record is from RefSeq and is a predicted model, not a curated record.
CGUCGUCCUCCUCGGAUUCCCCAAUUGUGCCAUUCUAAAUUUCUACUGAUACUCCCCAUGCCCAUGCCAAUUCAUGAUCAUCCAUGGUAUCCGUAGCCACCGUGACACGCCCCCCCUACCUUUUCUAGCUCCCAGAAAACAACCCGCAACCGUGACCUGGCUUCUGCCUCUUUACCUGUAACUCCUCUUCCUCGAUCCACCUUCUUUUUCGAUAUUGGAAUCUUCUCUCCUUCUCUCUUCUUCCUUGUCUGCUCUUCAUCAGCCUACGGUGUGCUUGCCUAGCUAGACUCCAUUCGUUUCCCUCAUCCUUUUCUUGUCAUUAUCGUCAACUUUUUUCUUCUCUACGCUAUUCCUAGUGUUCCCACCCGUUCUCUGCCUCCGCCUUCGCGCCUUCGUCUCUGUUGGUGAACUUGGUGAAGCAAGCAUCCCCCGGCAAGACCGACAGAGAGACAUACUCACGAAUCUCUGUGUUCGUACCUACGCAGUAUUUGCACUCCGUCCAGAUACAGAGGGGGAAUACACCACCACCACUACCACCACCACCACCACAAUCGCUUCGCUGCAGCUCUUGCCUGCACCCAGUCUCUCGUUUCCCUCCCCGGCCCUUGCUUACUUGGGUCUUGGGUCCCCAGCUAGCUACCUUAAGGUGCUGUUGCUGCUAGCCUGCUGCAUUUGCCCUGUUGCCGAUGCCGUUGUAGCUGCAGAUACCGGUUAAUACCUUACGAAUUGCAUUCUGCUGCUUCUGCUGCUCGGCACCAACCACCAAUUCCACCUCGCUCGCUCGCUGGUCCACUUUCUUCCCUGCUCUUGCGGCUUGCCUCCUUCCCUUCGCUUCCUUCCUCUUGGCGCCUGCUUCUUUUUUUCUACCCGGGGCUGCCUGACCAUCACCACUUCUCCAACAUCACCCUCACUUCACCUCUUUCCUCCACACCUUCUCCUCCUUCCCUCCUCCUCACUCUCUUCUCCUCCCCUCCACUAUCCGGACCACGACCACAUCACAGCAAGGUCGACAACCUUCUGGACGACAAAGACAGCAUCGGCCCUGACUGAUUGACAGACCCUGCGCAUCCCUGACCCUCAGGCCACACCUUAAUCGAGGGAACAAGGACGCUGUUCAUUAUUAAAAAGAGGGAGGACCAUAAUUAUACUCGGACUCUUGCGCACCCGGUCGUCUCGUUGCUCUUGUCUCAAAAGGUCCCCAAUUCUUAUCCUCAAUCAUCGCGCUAGUUGUCUCUAGGGGCAAUCAUCUCAGUCACUGGUCCAUCGGUGCUUGGCUACUCUCGGCUGCCAGUAAUUAUUCGCCGCGUUCACUCUUGGGUUUUCACAUCCGAACCCUUUCGCCCUCUUGCCCCAUUCACACUUGGCGCCAACAAAUCUCGUACCAAACGCCACGACCCGGCCUACUUGCCUUCCCAUUCUCUUUCUCUCCCACCUCCCGGCCUCAACCUCAUUUGAGUCGGCACCUAUUUUGCGGCUUUUACGCUUCCAGUCUCAAGCAACGAUAGUCGAUACUCGAAAUCCGGACCAGCUGCGGACAACACUCAAGGUCAUCAUCGACGACUCCUGCGGUCUCCCGCUUGCCUGCGUGGUCGUGUAGGACAGGCACAGCAUCUUACCUUUGGGAGCACCUUUUAACCUUUCCUCCCGCCGCCCACCGACCGAUCCAGACGUCAGAUGUCAGCCCCGUGAGCGCCUGACUCCAGCAAGUGUAAGUCCAGAGGCCUGAGGAGCCCAGCCAUUGGUCACGAGUUUAUCUUGUGAACCUAAAACUACUCCUUCCCCCUCAAUAUUGAAUGUCUAUACUGACAGAAAAUCUCUCAGUACAAUUGUCUAUCGGGACGGAUCCAUCAUGACUUUUACCGAACGAACGACGAGAUGCUUGGGCAUCUUUGCCUUGGCGCUAUCAUCCUGGGUGACAAUGGCACAGGCUGCGCCAGAACCCGAAAUCCUCAUGCCUCGACAAUUGACGCAGAACCUCUGCUCUAAUACGAACACGGCAUCCAUGAGCGCAAAUCUAAGCACAUGGCAGACGAAUGGACUAUGCACCGACUUCUGUCGAGACAAGAACUACGCCUUUGCCAUUGUCCAGUGGCAGUCCUGCUGGUGUUCUGAUGUCGCGCCGGCCGCGUCUAGCGAAGCCGAAGUGAGCGACAAAUGCAACGAUAUCUGUCCCGGCUACGACAUCGAGCACUGCGGCUCAAGGCCCAACUACUACGGAUAUCUGACGCUGGCGAAGACUCCUACCAGCACCGCCGGCAGCGGAGGUGACAGCUCGUCAUCGUCCAAGGCAGCAGCCAGCACUACUACACAAGCCCCUCCGGCCCCGCCUGCAACAACCGUACAAGUCAUCACAACAGUAAAAACUGAGACAAUUCAGAACACAGUCACGCCCGAUCCGGAAACGACGACUACGUCAACAACAUCUACUUCGAGUAGUAGCAAACCGAGAUCGACGGUUCAAACGGUGACAGCCGACGGAACCGUGAGGACCAUCUUCGUUACGCCAACUGCCACGGGCACCGAGGGAGCAACAGGCGCCUCCGAACUGACGCCCGGCAGCCAAUCGUCGUCGAAUGGACCCAGCACCGGUGCUGUUGUUGGAAUCGUGGUCGGUGUUAUUGCCGCGGUCGUGGCCAUUGCAGGACUGGGACUCUUCUUGUUCUUCAGACGUCGGAGACAACAGCAAAACGAGAACGACAAGUACGACGAGCCUAGCCAUCGUGGUAGUUCCGCCGGCAUGACCGGCUCGCCACGAAACCCCGAAAUGGUUGUCACUGUUGAUGGAGGACGAUGGGAUCCCGACGCCUCAAGCGACCAUCGCCGAAGCCGCCUUCUCGCUCACGACCCUCGCCUGGACCCUCUCCCGAGAGGACUCUACGUGCACAACAAGAGUGCAGAGAGUAUUAAUACUCUACGCGACGACCAAGAUUACUCCCGCAAGGUUCACCAACCAGUCUUGCGGGCGACCAACCCAGAUCCUGACACUUGACCAAGGUCGAUGGAGUGAUCGGGCGGACCAAGACAACGAGAUGCCAUACACUCGUUUACGACGUACACGAAUUCGGUCCAGGUACCAAUUUUCGGUCUUCGCAUUGCGUUUUUGAGAUACCAGGACGGCGUUUCCAUUCAUUUAACGACUCUGCAUAGAAGGAUUCUGGAUUGGGUGGCCCUCGCGGCAACACCGGGCGUGAUAAGGUCGAUCGGUCAGGAUCGACAUCCGCCGCAGUACAUUAUGGGGAUAAGGCCACUGAACACGAACACGAACACAUCACAUGGGCAACACGAACGCAGAGGACGACGGCUGCCAUAAUUUCGAUUCUCUAUCUCCCCUUCGACUGGUGGUUUGGGAGUUGUCGACAGCUCAAAGGCGAUCAUCAACGUCGGCGGGGUUCCUUUACAAGCCCGAGCCAAGUGAUCAUAGACGAAGAGCCCUGCCUCCCCGGUAUGAGAGUCGGGCUACGAUUCUUCGGGUAUGACGACGGCGGCAUUUGUACAUACACGAGCGGGCCAUGGGCCAACAGCGAAACGACUUGGACAAAUUCACGACGGGUGGAUGGGUGAGAUUGGUUACAAAUGGUAGCAGUUUUGGCACCAUUCCUCUUUCCAUUGGGCACACAUUUGUGGGUGACGAUGCAUCCACGACACGUAAUAGAGUGACCCGGGACUGCGGAGGCUGCACGGAGCUGGUCGAGCUGAGCCCAAGAUGGAGGCCUCACGUUAGGCUGUGUAGCCCGUCACUGGAUGUCUUGGGCGACCGACCAGCAGACUGUGCACAAUGGUCACUGGAGCGAAAGAAAAGUUCUAUAGCUAGUUGCGACAAUCAUAAUAACAAUCGAACGCGUACAAAUG